AUCCAACAGUCACUGGCCAUCUCUCACUCAUCUUCCUCCUUCAAAGUUCAUACUUAUAUUUCCUUCUCGAUAGUAAAGACUCGGCAAUAGCCACAUAUUCUCUAUGCAUUCGGCAACGAGAUCAUUAUCUUCCUCCUCCCACGAAAGCCGUUUCACUUUCAAUUCAUGGCACUAUUCUUUAAAUUAAUCAAUCAUUUGAACAUGCUGUCUCUCCUUUUAUUACCACUCGUUUCGAAAGUUGCCCAAGCUGGGAAUGCACACUCGGCGCACCACCAUAAAAAUACAGUCGGACGGAGUGUGCCAACUAUCCCAGAUUUCUUGGGUCACAGGGGCUACGAGCUGACUUGGUUUGACGACUUUUUUUGGUUUCCAGGUACUGAUGGCUUACCAUCUUCCACCAACUGGAUCUUCGAUCUCGGCACCUCAUACCCCGGUGGCGCAGAAGGAUGGGGAAAUAAUGAGGCGGAAUUAUACACAAACUCCCCUAACAACGUCCAUAUUACUCAGUCUAGUACGCUAGCCAUUACCCCUCGCCUCUCGUCGAAUGGAACAUGGACGUCGGCACGCAUCGAGACUGCCCGCUCCGACUUUGCCGCCUCAGCAGGCGGAAAGCUGUACAUUGAGAGUCGACUGCGGACAGGUUGCGCUGCGACACAGCACCAACAAGGCAUUUGGCCUGCGUUUUGGGCACUUGGACAAGAAUUUCGAGGAAACUAUACCAAUUGGCCAGCCGCGUCAGAGUGGGACUUUUUGGAGGUGAUCAACGGAUUACCGACAAUGUAUAGUACGCUGCACUGCGGUACGACGCCGGGGGGGCCUUGUAAUGAAAACAAUGGGCUUGGGGAUGGAGGUGUUACGUGGACGGGUUGUGAAUGGCAUACUGUUGGGUUUGAGGUUGAUCGCACUGCAACAGGUGGCGAGAGCGAUUCGAAAGCGUGGCACGAGGAGAUGUUGACCUGGUACCUUGACGGGGAGCAGAUCUACAGAGUACAGGGAUCACAAAUUGACGAUGCUACUGUGUGGGAGAAGAUUGCGCAUCAGGGUCAUUUCCUUUUACUGAAUGUGGCUGUGGGUGGGAACUGGCCGGGACAGCCCAAUGCGACGACUGUUGACGGGGUCGAUGUACAAAUGGAGGUUGAGUAUGUCGCUGUAUGGAAUUCCGAUUCGUGGUUCGGUCAAUGAAGUCAGCCCAGCCAGCUGUGUAUACAAUGUAAAUUAUAGUGCUAAAUGGGAUAUAAUAAUGUAUAAUAUCUACAAAAAGCUCAUGCGAUGCACAAAGCGUGUUGGUCAUACUAUUUGAAGUUUAUGCUUUCAGUUGUGCUUGGGACAGCGAAAUUCAGUCUAUCUCAAUUGAUUGAUUGAUUAUCUAUAGAACAAACACUACCACA
Messenger RNA from Talaromyces proteolyticus, 1388 nucleotides. Its product is annotated as concanavalin A-like lectin/glucanase domain-containing protein. The transcript has a single exon. The record is from RefSeq and is a predicted model, not a curated record. Gene Ontology annotation, biological process: carbohydrate metabolic process. Gene Ontology annotation, molecular function: hydrolase activity, hydrolyzing O-glycosyl compounds. The coding region runs from base 166 to 1182 and encodes 338 amino acids. Lineage: Eukaryota; Fungi; Ascomycota; Eurotiomycetes; Eurotiales; Trichocomaceae.